Lethenteron reissneri (Far Eastern brook lamprey) is the source of this 4238-nucleotide messenger RNA. Its product is annotated as serine/threonine-protein kinase PLK3-like. The record is from RefSeq and is a predicted model, not a curated record. Gene Ontology annotation, molecular function: ATP binding; protein binding; protein serine/threonine kinase activity. Gene Ontology annotation, biological process: mitotic spindle organization; protein phosphorylation. Gene Ontology annotation, cellular component: cytoplasm; centrosome; spindle pole. NCBI's taxonomy places the organism in Eukaryota, Metazoa, Chordata, Hyperoartia, Petromyzontiformes, Petromyzontidae.
GAGCGGCACGGAGAGAGGCGCAGAGGACGCAGCGAAGCCAUCCACUCACUCAUUCACUCAUUCAUUCAUUCAUUCACUCACUCAUUCAUUCAUUCACUCACUCAUUCAUUCAUUCACUCAUUCAUUCCGUUGUUUGUUCUCCAGCAGCAGCAGCAUUAUACCCAUCGACAACAGCAAACAUCUUCGUCGUCGGCACUACCACCACCACCACCACCGUCAUUGGUGUUUGCAGGCCUCUGCGAUAGAGAUUGAGAGCGCGAGUUGUGGUUGAGAGAAGAGAGGAGUUGUUGUGGUUGAGAGAGAGACCGAGCUAAGAGAGGAGGUGGCGAGGUCGCGACCCCGUUGGCCGAGAUGAACCCGGCCGACCCGCCCGCCGACUCGCCCCCCGUGCUCAUCACGGACGCGGCGGGAGGGCGAUCAUUCAUCCGCGGGCGACUACUCGGCAAGGGCGGCUUUGCGCGGUGCUAUGAGGCCACGGACACGGCCACGCAGAAGGUUUACGCCAUCAAGGUCAUCCCACACUCACGCAUCGCCAAGCCCUACCAGCGCGAAAAGGUGGAGCGCGAGGUGGAGCUGCACGGGACGCUGCGUCACCCCCACGUCGUCCGCUUCCACUACCACUUCCAGGACGCGGAGAACGUCUACCUCCUGCUGGAGCACUGCAGCCGGCGGUCGCUGGCCCACGUGAUCAAGGCGCGGAAGUUCCUCACCGAACCCGAGGUGCGCUACUUCCUGCAGCAGAUCGUGGCGGGGCUCAAGUACCUCCACGCAUGCGGAGUCGUGCACCGUGACAUCAAGCUGGGGAAUUUCUUCAUCACGGAGCGAAUGCAGCUCAAGAUCGGAGACUUUGGCCUCGCGAUAAGGCUCGGCGAGGGAGUGGAACAGAAGAGGACGAUCUGCGGGACUCCCAACUACCUCGCUCCGGAGGUCCUCAACAAGCAGGGCCACGGGCGCGAGGCCGACGUGUGGGCGUUUGGCUGCAUUGUCUACACGCUGCUGGUGGGGCGCCCCCCGUUCCACGCGGGCGAGCUGCGCGACACGUACCGGUGCAUCCGCGAGGCGCGCUACCCGCUGCCCGCGACGCUGGGACACUCGGCACGCUCGCUGCUCGCGGCGCUGCUGCGGCUGGCGCCCGGCGAGAGGCUGGGCCUCGACGGCGCCCUGCAGCACCCCUUCUUUACACAGGGCUUCACGCCGGAGCGACUGUCCAGCAGCUGCUGCCACUGCCCCCCCGACUUCCCGCAGGAGCUGAGCCCCCCGCGGGCGCUGCUGGUGCGGGCACGGGACCUUAUCUUCGGCAGCGGCGGCAGCGGCCGGCGAGACAAAGCGAGCCGCGACGCGGCACCCGCCGACGGAAAGCCGGAUGAGUCGCUGUCCGAGGAACUGGCGAGGAGAACCGCGCUGCUGCUGCGUGUCAAGGAGGACGACACCGGGAGCAAGAAACCGCCGCUGUCGCCGGUCCCCACGUGGCUGCAGUGGAAGUGCCGCGCCCGACGCCGCGACUCCUGGGUGCGCGAUGCCCCGGGCUUGCCGCAGCAAUCCGGCACGACCGCCACCUCGCCACGAUCCGGCAUGACACCACCACCUGCCACCUCGCCACGAUCUGGCACCACCGCCACCAUCACCGCCACCGUCACCGCCGCCACGACAACAACAGACUCCCCAACCGCCGCCUCUCCGCCACGCGGCGGUGCCACCACCGCUGCCGCCACCAGCACCACGCCGCCCUGGGCAAGCGCGAGCCAAGCGGGCGCCGCCAUGCCGCCGACAACGCCGCUGACGCCGCUCCCUGGCGCCGUGAGGAUUGUGAGCGCGGCCACGCCGCCCCCCUCCACAGACUCGAUAGAUUUCAUGGGAAAUGACACUCUGCUGAGCAUCACCGACACCUUCCUGGAGCUGCUCAACCAGUGCCUGGAGUCCACACAGAUGGCGCCGCGCUGGGAGGAGGUGGCGGCACCCGCGUCACCGCCGGGCGCCGAGUCCCCGCCGCUGCUCUGGGCGGUCAAGUGGAUCGACUACUCCAACAAGUACGGCUUCGGAUACCAGCUGUCGGACCGCAGCGUCGCCGUCCUCUUCAACGACGCCACGCACCUCCGCCAGCUGCACGACCGCAGGACGAUCCACGCGUGCGUGCGGGGGCGGCUCAGUGUGCUGCUGGAACCCCCUGGGCCGGAGGUCGCGGCGCCGCUGUCGACGCACGCCAGCGUCCUGCGCUACCUCGCACGCUACAUGCAGGACAACCUGGUGGAGGGUGCUGACCUCCCGGCUGACCCGAGCGAGCUUUCGGACGGCCCGGAGCCCGUGCUGCUCAAGUGGAAGAAGACCGACUCCGCCAUCCUGCUGCUGUUCAGUCACCACGUCCUGCAGGUGAACUUCUUUAGCGACCACACGAAGGUGAUGCUGAGCCGGCACGCAGGCGGCCGGUGGCUCCUGACGUUCGUGAGCGAGGAGCGCGCCGUGACGACGCGCCCCCUCGACUCGCUGCACGCGCAUGGAGUCUCUCCCGCGCUGCGCAACCGCCUGCAGGUUGCGCGCAAGCUCCUGCGGUAGCCACUUCGCCCGCCCAUCUGCCUCGUGCCCUUGAGCGCGCGUCUCGAGGCUGGCUGGCUCGCUCGCCCGAUUGAUUAAUCGGUGGUCACGGAUUCGUCGAUUCGUUUUGGAGAACGGUGUUCAAUUUGGUCGUCGGUUCUUUCGGCCGCCAUCGUUCAGCGACCGAUGAAGUCGUUAUUGAUACGUUCAUCGGCGGGCUCAUUAAUUUGUUUUUGUGCCCAUAUUCGAUUUGGUCGAUUUACCAAGUUGUGUAUUUAUCAGUCGAUUAAUCGUUUGUUUACUUGUUGUCGUCACGACGCUCCAGUAGCCGACUCGGCCAUCUGGUUGCCCAAUUGAUACGUCCCGUGACCGAUUCAGUCCAUUGAAUUUUUUUCCGUUGAUUUUAAAUUUAGCGAUCCGUUCGUUCAGCGCCUUCAUUGAGUGACUCGUCAAUGUAUCCGCUCACCGACUGAUUCGUUCGUUCCCUGCACUCGUAGCGACGCGUAGAUUUUAAAAAAUCGUUUCUUCCGCUCGCCCGCCUAUGACCGUUAAUCCUGAGAUUCGUUUUGUUUACGAGUUAUUCAAAGUGAUAUGCAAACUGAGGGCCAGUCCCCUCGGUGGAUGCUGCCGAGGAUGGGGGUGGGGGGGUGUGCAAGCCACGUGGUCUGUACCUCCAGCGGAGCACCAGCUACUAGACGCUAGCAUAGCAAGUAGGUUGGUAAACUAACUCCGUUUGUGGAGUUUUUCAGUGCAAUCCCUGCACCCCCUCUCCCAGAAAUGCCCAGCAUCCCUCCCACACUUUUUAAAAAUAACGCUAAAAAAAAUAACUUGCCCAAACAUGAUCCCCCGUGGCGGGGUGGGGGGGGACAUCCUCUUGCAAAGGAGUCUUAAGACUCCCCAAAGGUCCCUCCCUUGCGUAGACACUUUACAUUAGUUGGAGUUAACUUAAAAGCCAAAACAAAUGCAUUAUUGUCAACAGUCUUUGUUAUCACGUGCGGUAUUAGAUUAUCCGGGCCAGUUUUGUUACAAUUAUUAAGUUACACCGCAGGAUUGCGGGAGGGGGUGGUGGUGGUGGCUUGGGGGGAGGCCUUAAUCUAGCAGUGGAUUGGCCAUGACUAAUGCGAAAAUAAAUUUGAAUUAUAACUAGCAACCUAAACCCACAGAUCAAUUGGAAGUCUGGCCGUCCCUCGCUCCAGCCAAGUCAGCCCAGCCAGCCAGCCAAACUUGUAAAUAAAAUAGUCGUAAAGUCUGCAGAUAUUUUCAUAGUUUCCUGUGAUGGCAAAGGCCUGUUGUAGGCCGUGUUCUCACAAUGCAUUGCGUGUUGUGCGAGGGGUGGGGGUGGGAAUCUGCAGCCGUGCGGAUGACUGUUGAAGUUGAAUCUAAUCGAUUCGUAGACUUGGGCUACUCACGUUGACAAUUCUUUAAUCGGAGUUGUUUUAAACUUUGAUUUAGAGAAGACGGCCUCCUUUUGUGGCCUAGUCACGGCAAAGUCUGUUUGUUAUACCAAACCUAGGGCCAACGCCAAUUAUUUCACGCAGUAGCCAUCAAGUUGAACGCUAAAUAGUCUGGGAGGUCGUGUAGGUAACCAUUUUCAAGAUGUUGCACUUUGUUAUAAAUCUCCUUUGGGUCUAAACGGGUCUCUUUUUAUACUUGAUGACGAAAACCCUGUUACUGAGGGAGUUGUAGGCCUCGGGUGAAGCCUGUGUUGG